AUGGCUACCCCCAGUGUCCUCACUUUUCAUGCUAAGGGCCGUGCCGUUGACUUUGAGGUCUGGGUCGAUGACCUCCACCUGUUUCUCCAGUGCGAUAGGGCAGACGGCCUCUCCCUAUUUCACCUCACUUCUGGUGCCUCUCAUGCCCCUGCUGCUAAUGCUGACGCCACUGUUCGCUCACAGGACCACUUCCUCUCAAUUUGCCCCACCACUCUCACCGUUGACCUCCUCGAGAAGGCCCUCCUAGCGAUAGAGAAGAGCAUAGUCGUUGUAGGAGCCUCUCGUGGUGACCCUCGCACCCCCGUCUUUGAGGGGUGUUCUCCCUCCCCCGUCUUGCCCUCUGUUGCCUCUGCUGCUGCGGCCGACCUCGUUGGUUUGGAGUCGGUCGGCGCUGCGCUUGCCCCGAGCGGGAAACGCUGCACUGGCAGGGGCAAGGGGGGCAAGGGCACUAGAGGGGCUGGAGGGGGCGGUGGAGGUGGUGGUGGAGGCAGUGGAGGGAGUGGGGGUGGUGGUGGGAGUGGUGCCAGGGGUGGCGGUGGCGGCGGCAGCAGUGGAGGAGGCGGAGGCGGUGGAGGUGGCGGAGGGAGCGGAGGCGGCGGAGGUGGCGAAGGAGGCGGAGGUGGAGGAGGCGGCGGAGGCGGCGGCGACGGCGCCGGCGGUGGUGGAGCGGGUCACGACUCUGCGCAGAGGAGUGGCUCAGGUGGUGGUCCGCGCCAGCAGCAGCGAAGUGGUAUGACCCUGUCCCUUCAGCAGCUUCGUGAGUGGUACACUUCGUGUCAGCGCAGUGGGGGUUUUGGUCCUUGCGCUUACGUCCUCCGUACCGGCGACCGCGCUGGUGAGCAGUGUGGAGGCCCGCACUCCACCCAGCGCUGCUUUGGUCGCGUGACGGACGCUUGGCGUCGCCAGUUUCCAGAGGCGUCAGAGAUCCCUUGCAGGGGAGAUCUGACUAAGGCCGGGGUUGCUAUCUUUGAUCUUGACUUUGAAGCUAUUCUUGCUGCCAUGUAUGCUGUUGAUACUAGUAUUGCGGAUGACUGUUACCUGUGUGUACCGCCUGACCUGGGCAUUGACGUCGCUGCUCUAGGUGAUGGUGAGGCUGCUGCUCUAGGUGCUAGUGCGUCUGCUGCCCUAGGUGCCAGCGCGUCUGCUGCCCCAGGUGCUGGUGAGUCUGCUCUCUCAGGUACUACGUCGGCUCAGGCCUUCCACACCUUCACCCUGGACUCGGGUGCGUCCCGCUCUUUCUUUCGAGACCGCACCACUCUUACGCCGCUAAGUCGGCCGGUUGCAGUCUCCGUGGCCGACCCCUCUGGGGGUCCUGUCCUUGCUAGCUUCUCCACUGUCCUACCGUGCCCGGCAGCCCCCUUUGGCACUCUGUCUGGUCUCUACCUCCCCUCGUUCUCUACAAACUUGGAGAGUGGAGCGGACCUACAGGAUAGGGGAGUUGAUUAG
Closterium sp. NIES-65 is the source of this 1446-nucleotide messenger RNA. NCBI's taxonomy places the organism in Eukaryota, Viridiplantae, Streptophyta, Zygnematophyceae, Desmidiales, Closteriaceae. The record is from the annotation of a GenBank genome assembly.